Messenger RNA from Gasterosteus aculeatus aculeatus (three-spined stickleback), 2636 nucleotides. RefSeq names its product medium-chain acyl-CoA ligase ACSF2, mitochondrial. Gene Ontology annotation, biological process: fatty acid metabolic process. The record is from RefSeq and is a predicted model, not a curated record. Gene Ontology annotation, molecular function: medium-chain fatty acid-CoA ligase activity. Lineage: Eukaryota; Metazoa; Chordata; Actinopteri; Perciformes; Gasterosteidae.
CGUGGCAGAAGUGAACGAUGACACGUUGUUGCAUGAACUCACUGGUCCGCGUCCACAGCCGGUCGGUAAUGUUUUACCUGCGCUUGUCAGCCCUCUCUUAGAAUGUGCCGCAUCGCCGUCCGAGGCGCGCGUCUCUCGGCGGGCAGAGGUGAGCGGAAGUUAACCAUUACUACGCUCACACGGUGACGUAAGUGGAGAUCUUACGGACAGGUAAAGAAGCGCGGACACGUCCUCGCACCCGCAGCCACGCACGGUAUUUACGCCCAGCCGACACCGGCCCGAUGUCGGCUCUGCUCGGCCGCUGUGCCCGCGCCGUGAGACGCGCGGGGGGACUCGGGCGCAGCAGCGAGGCGUGGAGGACGUGCGCCGCGACGUCGCCCCGGUGGUGUCGACGCCUCCAUGUGGACAGUCCUCCGUGCACUUCCUCUCUGACCAGCAGCUAUGUGCACGGCACCUCCUCCAUCUCUCUGCUCCCCCUGACUGUGGGCCAGAGCCUGGACGCCUCGGCCCAACGCUGGCCUGACCGGGAGGCGGUGGUCUUCCGGCAAGACGGCGUCCGGAAAACCUUUGCACAGUUUCAGCAAGAUGUUGACAGGGCGGCUGCAGGUCUGCUGGCUCUGGGCCUGCAGCGAGGCGACCGACUGGGUGUUUGGGGACCCAACACGUACGAGUGGAUCCUCUUCCAGUUUGCAACAGCCAAAGCUGGAAUUAUACAGGUGUCGUUGAACCCGGCCUAUCAGGUGAAGGAAGUGGAGUUUACUCUAAAGCAGGUCCAGUGUAAAGCUGUGGUCUGCCCGACUCGCUUCAAAACCCAGCGUUUCUGUGACAUGCUGCGGGAGCUCUGCCCGGACACGACGGCGGACGGCACCACCAAAAGCUCCAGGCUGCCCGACUUGCGUAUGGUGAUCGUGACGGACGGCAGGCAGCCGGGGACGCUGCAUGUCGACGACGUGAUGCAAGCGGGGGAGAGUCGGCACCACAGGCAGCUGAUGGAUCUGCAGAGCAGGCUGUCCUGCGACGAUCCCAUCAACAUCCAGUUCACAUCGGGGACUACGGGGAGUCCAAAGGGAGCCUGUCUUUCCCACCACAAUAUCGUAAACAACGCCUACUUCAUGGGUCUCAGAAUGCGUUACGGAUCUCGACCUCGGGUGCGAGUGUGUGUGCCCGUGCCUUUGUACCACUGCUUUGGAUCCGUGUUGGCGGGGAUGAAUAUGGCCGUGCACGGCAUCACUCUGGUCUUCCCUUCCACUGCCUACAACAGCCAAGCCAACCUAGAAGCCAUCGAGAGCGAAAAGUGUAACGUCGUUUACGGCACUCCCACCAUGUUCACCGACAUGCUCAUACAGCAGGAUUUACACCGGCAUGACAUGUCAUCGAUCGAAGCCGGCGUAAUGUCAGGUUCUCCGUGCCCACCGGAGAUCGUGCGUAAACUGCAAACACACAUGAACAUGGCCGAGAUAACGAUUGGUUAUGGAACCACUGAGAACAGCCCCCUCACAUUUCUGGGAUUCCCACAAGACAAAGAGGAGCUGAAGACAAAUACUGUUGGCUGUAUCAUGAGCCACACUGAGGCUAAAGUGGUGGACCCCGACACUGGGGAGAUUGUCCCUGUGGGGGCCUCGGGGGAGCUGAUGAUCAGAGGCAGCUGUGUGAUGCACGGAUACUGGGACAACCCCGAGAAAACCAGAGAGGUCAUCUCCCAAGACCGCUGGUACAGGACCGGCGACACGGCCAGCCUCGACAGUUUGGGGUACUGCCGCAUCGAAGGACGAAUGAAGGACUUGAUCAUCCGAGGAGGGGAGAACAUCUACCCGGCCGAGGUCGAGCAAUUCCUCUUCACACAUCCCAAAGUGCAGGAGGUGCAGGUCGUGGGAGUGAAAGAUGAGAGGCUGGGUGAGCAGGUGUGUGCCUGCAUCAGGCUGAGGAAGGACCAGACAUCCAGCGCAGAGGAGAUACGAGCGUUCUGCAAAGGACAGAUUUCCCACUUCAAGAUCCCCCACUAUGUGAUCUUCGUAGACAGCUACCCUCUGACGGUCUCUGGAAAGAUUAAGAAGAACAUAUUGAAGGAAGAAAUGGAGCAGAAGUUAGGCCUGUAAACCUUUGGACCCCGAUCGACUGUCUUUGAAUGUCAGAAAGGAGCAGUGUCGAGCUGGACUGGGACUCUAACUAAUCAUCCGCUGAAUUGUCAUUGUCAUUUUUAUUUUAUUUUAAUAUUGAUUGAAAAAUACAGUGAGCUCGUCUCAUCUUUAAGCUUGACAUUUAAUUAUUCACCUUAAGAAUUGUUGAAUUAAAAUAAAAGCAAAUGGUAGUACACAAAUCUUUUACUUCCAUGUAAUACUACGUCAUGUUUAAAGACACACAAGUAUUUUAUUAACUUUUUGACAUAGCAUACAAUUACUUUAACAUUUUCAUGGCAUAGAAUACAAUUAGUUAUUUUACACCUUUUUAGAAAAUAUUUUCUUCCGGCCUAUUUUUACUAUCCAUAAAAGCAUAUUUCUUUGCAAUUGCUUUGGUGACAUACAAUACUAUACUUUAUUAUAUAUAUAUUAUAUAUAUUAUAUAAUAAUAAUGUGUUAACAGCACAGAACAAAGCAAUCAACUUACGUUUGGGAUAAAUAAAACUAAAUGAACCAUCA